CACGAACAAAUGUCCAUUUUUAAUGUCAAGGUAUUCGAGAUUUCAUUCAGAUUCAUUCAUAUAUUAAGUGUAUAAUCUAUGGAUUCAUUCAUAUCUUGUAGAUCCCGAAUAUAUUAAGUGUAUAAUCUAUGGAUUAGUCUGUGAUUCGUUUAUGAGUUGUCAGUGGUAGAAAAUUUCAGUUUUGAGGCUCAUACAUAAUGGCCACCGAGGUCGAAGAAACGAUCAAGAGGAUCCAAGCCCACAAAGGGGUGAUGGGUGUCGUCAUCGUAAACCACGAAGGUAUACCAAUCAAAAGCUCAUUAGAUAAUGCCACUUCAGUGUUAUAUGCUGGGCUUAUUGGACAGCUUACUGAGAAGGCCAGGAAUGUGGUUCGUGAAAUGGACUCCACAAAUGAGUUGACAUUCCUUCGAGUCAGAAGUCGAAGACAUGAGAUACUCAUUGCACCGGACAGAGAAUUCAUAUUAAUUGUUAUACAGAACACAUCGGAUUAAAUCUUUACUUACAAAAAACAGUAGGUUAAUUUAUAAUUAAAAUUAUUUUAUAUUGUUUUUCAGAACACUAUUUAUUAUAUACUGGAACAAUUCUCGAGCCCCCUAUGGUGAUUUUUCUGGCUCUUAGAAAUAAAUUUAGUGUGGUAGAUUUUUUUCACUGGUAGCGGUUAUAGGUCAUAAGUUUUUUAAUGGAAAUUAAUUUAUAACUGUUUAUUUAGAAGAUCAGUAGUUGAUGAUUAAAUUAAUGGCACUAAAUGCUUUUCAAACUAAUGUUAUUUUAGUAUUGGCGAUCACCAUAAGUGCAAUAUAUCAAUUUUUAAUAUAAUAAAAAAGUUUCAUAGAAAAGAAAUUACUCUAUUUUAUAAUUCAAUAGUUUGUAAGCGUAAUAAUCUUUGUUUAGAGCGUCUUUUAAAUUAUAAAAUUGCUACACUAAUAAAUAUUUGUACACCACAAAA
Bombyx mori (domestic silkworm) is the source of this 946-nucleotide messenger RNA. RefSeq names its product dynein light chain roadblock-type 2. Gene Ontology annotation, molecular function: dynein intermediate chain binding. The record is from RefSeq and is a predicted model, not a curated record. Gene Ontology annotation, cellular component: cytoplasmic dynein complex; centrosome; cytoplasm. The transcript is spliced from 4 exons. Gene Ontology annotation, biological process: microtubule-based movement. Lineage: Eukaryota; Metazoa; Arthropoda; Insecta; Lepidoptera; Bombycidae. The coding region runs from base 198 to 491 and encodes 97 amino acids.